Fusarium pseudograminearum CS3096 is the source of this 1626-nucleotide messenger RNA. RefSeq lists its product as uncharacterized. The transcript has 2 exons. The record is from RefSeq and is a predicted model, not a curated record. Gene Ontology annotation, biological process: transmembrane transport. Bases 1 to 1626 code for a protein of 541 amino acids. Gene Ontology annotation, molecular function: transmembrane transporter activity. Lineage: Eukaryota; Fungi; Ascomycota; Sordariomycetes; Hypocreales; Nectriaceae.
AUGAACUUCAACCCUGGCCAAGAACUAGGUGCAGAUAAAGCUCAUCAUGCUCCGUCUAUCCCUAUCCCUCCAAAACCUAAUGAAUCGUCCACGGUUCCACGGACUCUAGUCAAUGCUUCAUCACCUGACGAUGAAGAGCCGUAUAGUAUGUUCGACAAACGUCAAACAGCCUUGAUCGUGACUCUUGUCUCUAUCGCCGCGACAUUCUCAGGGUUCGCUUCAAACAUAUACUUUCCCGCUCUACCAACCAUCGCUCAUGAUCUAGGCGUCUCUGUCGAAUUGAUCAACCUCACGGUUACUUCCUACCUCAUCUUUCAAGGCCUAGCUCCCAGCCUCUGGGGCCCGAUAUCAGAUGUCAAGGGCCGAAGAGUGGCGUACUCUCUGACCUUUAUUGUCUUCCUAGGGGCGUGUAUUGGUCUAGCAGAGGCCAAGAACUACGCGACCAUGGUUGUGUUGAGAUGCAUCCAGAGCACUGGCAGUGCAAGUACGAUCGCCAUCGGUUCCGGCGUCAUCGGAGAUAUCACGACUCGAGACAAUCGUGGUGGGCUCAUGGGUAUAUUCCAGGCUGGGUUACUGGUACCUGUGGCAGUGGGCCCAAUCAUUGGUGGCGCUCUGGCUGGAUCCCUCGGUUGGAGAUCCAUAUUCUGGUUCCUGGUCAUCUAUAGCGGGAUCUUCUUGCUUUGCUUGAUUCUACUUUUACCCGAGACGCUGCGGUCUAUGGUUAGUAAUGGGAGUCGGACACCUACACAGGUCAUAGCCAAGUAUCCCUUGCGCUUCUAUCAGAAGACCACUAGGACGAAAUGGAACCAAGACAAAGACAACACUUUGCCUAUCGCGACGAAGAACAUCGAUAUCACACGGCCCUUCCGCAUCCUGAUCAGCAAGCAGGCGGCUCCCAUUAUCGUCUUUCUCGCAGUCUAUUACGCUGUCUGGCAAAUGAGUAUCACAGCUAUGUCUAGUCUAUUCGAAGACAAAUAUGACCUGAGCCAGACUAAGAUUGGGCUGACCUUUAUCGCGAAUGGCGUGGGCUCCAUGAUUGGUACUCUGGUCACAGGGACGAUACUGAACAUAGACUAUCGUCGUGUCAAAGCUCGGCAUGAGGCUAAACCUGCACAAGGCAAUGCAGAGGACGACGUUGAAACCCUUGAUGUGCAGAAAGCGAGGGAAAGUGACUUCCCACUCGAGACGGCGCGUCUACGCCUCGUCCCAAUAUUUUCUCUCCCCCAAUGUGCAUCAAUCUUGCUCUUCGGCUGGACUAUUCAAUAUCCCCACAAGGUUCACAUCGCCGUGUCAAUUGUAUCAACAUUUAUUACAGGUUGGACUGCUGUCUCCACACAGUCAGUGGUCAUGACAUACCUAGUCGACGUGUACAGCGACCGCAGCGCUGCAGCUAGCGCCAGUCUCAACCUCGCCAGGUGCUUAUUCGCUGCGGGAGGCACGAGUUUUAUUAUGCCCAUGAUCAACUCUAUUGGUGUUGGGUUGGCCUUUACUGUCUGUGUCGCGGUGCAGGCUCUUGCUAUGCUGAGUUUGGCUGUCCAAUGGAAGUUUGGGGCAAGAUGGAGACAUGAAGCCGAUAACAGGCAAGUGAACUCUGAUAUUCAGCAUGGUUGGGGUAGUGAAAAGUGA